Molecule: messenger RNA, 438 nt
Organism: Chenopodium quinoa (quinoa)
Lineage: Eukaryota; Viridiplantae; Streptophyta; Magnoliopsida; Caryophyllales; Amaranthaceae
Product: iron-sulfur protein IND1-like
Exons: 5
Coding region: 1-438 (145 amino acids)
Biological process (GO): iron-sulfur cluster assembly
Cellular component (GO): chloroplast stroma
Molecular function (GO): ATP binding; 4 iron, 4 sulfur cluster binding
Source: RefSeq, a predicted model, not a curated record
AUGGCUACUAUUGGAGGUGUAGGAAAAUCAACUGUUGCUGUUAAUCUAGCUUAUACUCUUGUUGGUAUGGGUGCUAGAGUUGGUAUUUUCGAUGCUGAUGUCUAUGGUCCCAGUUUGCCAACAAUGGUUUCACCUGAGAGCAGGCUACUAGAAAUGAUGACAAGUAUGGGAGACCUGGGUUUAAAACUGUGCUUAGGUAAACUUUGGAAUAAUGGCAGCCAGUUUAUAAAAAUGAUUCUGAAAUAUGAAGCUUGGGACAGUAAAAGGGAUGUGCUUGUGAAAAGUGGAUCUUUUGCUAUUGAACAAUUAUCAGAAGCUUUAUCUACCAAAGCUAGCUUGGAUAAGCUACCAGAUAAUCUACCACAAGAAGCCUUGGAUCUGUGUGCAGAGCAGAUCAGAAGAAGCCUAAUACCACUUCAGGCUCUGCCACCAGCAUAA